This is a messenger RNA of Penicillium odoratum, 477 nucleotides long. RefSeq names its product MAPEG family protein. Lineage: Eukaryota; Fungi; Ascomycota; Eurotiomycetes; Eurotiales; Aspergillaceae. Gene Ontology annotation, cellular component: membrane. The transcript is spliced from 3 exons. The record is from RefSeq and is a predicted model, not a curated record. The coding region runs from base 1 to 477 and encodes 158 amino acids.
AUGUCUAUCAUGACAAAGCUCAGCCUGCGCGAUAAUCACGUUGCGACUCUACUUUUGGCCAACUGGGCACUCGCAUAUGUUUUUAUGAGCACCAGAUACACCAAAAUAUAUCUUGGAAUAGACAACAAUGUCGCACCGCGUGAGGGCCUGGCGACAAGGGGUGAAGAUGCUGUCAAGUCGGGCAAGAUCAGUCAGCGGACUCUCAACAAGUUAAAGCGCCAGGAGGCCGCACAUGCCAAUGCCGUUGAGGGAUAUACCGUGUUUGUCGCUGCAAUUUUGACAGCGGCUUAUGCUGGGCUCCCUCAUAAGACUAUUAACAAGAUCGGCUUGUGGUACACAUUGUCUCGGGUCGCCUUCAGUCUGUGCUAUUCACACAUUGAGACUCAGUCGUUGAGUCUUCUUCGUUCGCUGGCAUGGUGGUCUGCUAACAUCAGCUGUAUAACUGGCCUGGUGCUGGCGGGUAAGAAGCUCAAGUGA